GUCAGUGCCACCACCUGCGCCGGCGGCCGCUCUCCCGUCGCCGUUCAGCCAUUGCAGGGGAAGGGACACGCCACCCUAUGUGCCUGUGAAAAGCCUCCUUCCUCACACGUUGUCUGGCCCCUAGAAAGAGAGAAAGAAAGAGAGAGAGAGAGAGAAAGACAGAGGGAAAAGGAAAAAGGAGAAAGAGAGGAGACGGAAAAAAUGCUCGUCAAGGAAUUUCGGGUUAUCCUGCCAGUCACAGUUGAAGAGUACCAAGUGGCGCAGCUGUACAGUGUUGCGGAGGCAAGCAAAAAUGAGACGGGUGGCGGAGAAGGAAUUGAGGUGCUCAAGAACGAACCCUUUGAGAAUUACCCUCUCCUUGGGGGCAAAUACUGCAAGGGCCAAUACACCUAUAAAAUAUACCAUCUCAAAAGCAAAGUACCAGCAUAUAUCCGGCUGCUUGCACCUGAGGGAUCGUUAGAGGUACACGAAGAGGCCUGGAAUGCCUACCCAUAUUGCAGGACUGUCAUAUCGAACCCAGGCUAUAUGAAGAAAAACUUUGUCAUUUGCAUUGAGACCCUUCACGUUGCUGACAUGGGGACGACGGAGAACGCCCACGAACUAACUGGAGACAAGCUGAAGAUGCGAGAGGUUGUGACCAUCGACAUUAGCAACGACCCAGUCAAGCAAGCUGACUACAAGCCCUCUGAAGAUCCCACGAAGUUCAAAUCGGAGAAGACAGGGCGAGGACCUCUGAUAGGGCCCCAGUGGUGGAAGAAGUGUGAUCCCGUCAUGACCUGUUACAAGCUGGUGACAUGUGAGUUCAAGUGGUUUGGACUCCAGACGCGCAUUGAGAAGUUUAUUCAGGAUGUUGAACGAAGACUUUUCACCAAUUUCCAUAGGCAAGUUUUCUGUUGGAUGGACAGAUGGCACGGACUGACCAUGGAAGACAUUCGGCGAUUGGAAGACAAGACAAAGGAAGAACUUGACCAGCAAAGACAGGUUGGCGAGGUGCGAGGAACGAAGGGCGAAUAAACCCACGCGGCACUCCACUCCGGCAAUGCAGAAGAACGCAAGCUACCAGACGAAGAUGGACUAUCCACUCAAGUUGAGAGAUCAAUCAUUCAGCACUAUAGGAAAUAUUGGGUCUAUUGCAAUUGUUGUUUUCAUUGAUCUGCAUCCAGUACAUUCAUAAGGAAUAGGGAGGAGAGAGAAUAGGUCAUAAGGGGAGACAGAGAGUGAAGCGGUUGGGACAUCGGAAAACCUUCUCUUUCCCCUUUGAGUUGGUCAGAUAUGAGUGGGUUUUUUUUAUAUAUUUCCAGUAGAUCAAUAAUCAGAGUUGUUAAUUUGUUGUGUCUCUGAGGAUUUGGUUUCAUGAUCUGAAUCUGUAACAUGUCCUCCACUUCCAUCAUAAGAAGCUUGUUAAUCAUGUUUCCCAAAUGAUUAUAUUUGGUAGAGUUGUCAUAGGAAUACAGCAUUUAUUCAGUAUUAUCUAAUGACAGUUCAGUCUUAAUUUUUAAAAAAAUCUUCAACCCCACUUUUAAUGUGAUGCCAAAAAGAUAAGAUGAAAAGAACAAGAAUAGAGGGAAGAGGUAGUAAUUAGUAGAUAGGAUGAGACAGAGAAAUAUCUGGGACUGACUAGUUUGAAAAAUACAAAAAGAUAAUACUAGAAGAGUCAUAAGUUAUGAAUAGAGUAAUUCAUUCAGGCAUGCUUAAGAAAAGUGAAGGACUUUUCAUUCUGAAAACUUUGAAUCUCUGCUUUGUGAAAAAGGUUUUUGUCAUUUUUAGGUACUUUGUUGUUUUCUCCUUUUUAUUUCUUCCUUAUUUAUUUAUUGAAAAUGUAUCCUUUGUUUUCCUGGUUUGAAUAACAAAGUAACUGUUAUUAUAUCUGACGUGGCUUUUGAUCAAAAUCAUAAGGUAAAAAUUAUUGCAAUUAAGCAUAUUUUAAAACUUUUGUUAUUGUUGUUGUUAUUGUUACCAUUAAUAUAAUCAUUAUGCUGAUGCUAUAUUUUGAUAUUAAUGAUGAUAUCAUUAUUAUGAUUUACUUUAUUCCAUUUUCAUUUACCAUAUUUGUCAUGGUGAAUGAUACUUAGUAUGCAUAUAACUUAUUUGAUAAAACAUCUGUUAUGAGUAACUGAAGUUCUCCAUCGGAUACAUUACUGUCAUUGACUGAAUAUGAUAAAUACUGUUGCAUUUGUAAUAUUUCUUGUAAUGCUGAAUUGUUACCAAAUAUGGAAUUCCAAUGUACUCCCUUUGUCAAGAGAAAUGAGUUCUGCUCCUUGUUCAGAUCUGACAAUAAUGUAUAAAUGCUAGUCCCAUUACUUCACAAAACUUAGGGUAUAUUCUUUAUUUUUUUAGUUUUGAAAGUGAAAAAAGAAGCAAAGGGAAAUGAAAUCUCCAUCACUUAUUUUGUGAAGGCAUGGUCCUUUUAACAGUUUGUUCAGUAAUUUGUUAUGUGAUAUGAAUAUCUGUCACUCUUCAUUAGUUAAAUCUCCAUAUCUCAAAACUUUUGUUUUAUGUAGAAAUUAAACAGAAAUUUGAUGCUAUAGAAUUACUAGUGGAAUGAUAGACACACAGUUGAGUGAAGUUGUUAAUUAUAUGAAUAUUAAUCAGAAUCUCGAUCAUUACCAGUUCGGUGUGUUCUUGCCUCUUAGUUGCAAUAGGAGGGAAGGAAAACAAGCAGAAAAUUAAGAACGGUUAUGUAGGGCCGACUGGGUCUGUCAGAGGAAUUAUCGAGCAUAGAUUAAAUUUAGUUGGUGAGUCGUGAUUGUUGUUCUGCCUGACAUGUGAUUAGUGUUUGUUUGAGUUGUUGAAAAGGUUGGUGGUUGUUAGUUGAGAGAUUAACAGUAGUGUAUCCCUGUGCUGUUAAUGUAACGUGAUAACAGAGAAAAAACUGUAGGUUGUAAAUGGAGAGAGCAAGUAUAUUUUCCUUGUAGGAUCCAAGCGAGUGAGAUUCGGUUAUUAUUCAGUGGCUUCAGAGUAAACAAAGUCUGGAGGUAACUUAGACGGCCGUGAGCAUGUCCACUCCCUACAUAGAACUGCAUUCAUCUAGAGGAGAAGUUUAGCAAACUUGCCAUUUAUUUGAGAAAAUAGGCCUCAGGGCAAAGAUGUAAAGAGCUCUGCAGUAACCUUGCCUAGUUUAAGUCAGCAUUCUCGAACUUGACUUUAGGUGUUCAAACAAAUUUCCAUCGAGAACCAGUGUGAAGAAGACCUCCCCUCUUUUGCUGGUUAGUGUCAUUGGUUGGAAGAUUUCAUUUAGGUAAUUAUAGGGUUGAGUACAGUAAAAACAGUGCUGGUUUUAUUAGAAAUCAUGUACUUUUGAAAAUCAUGAGUUCAUUGUAAUGAGAAUUUUAAGAACAGGUAUAGGAAAUUCUGAGAUUAGUUUAUUAACAUCAUGUAUCAGAAGACUACUCAUGUCAUAGUUGAAAUAAAAUACCUGUGGCCACAUCCCCUCCAAACUCCCUUCUCCCUCCCUCCCUCUUUCCCUCCCUUCCUUCCUCCCUUUUUUCCCCUCCCUCCCUUCCCCUGUUUCCCAGAAAUGCACAUGGCUUUCAGAAAAGAUUAAAUCACUAGACCUGUAACAUUUCGGCAUUUUGAAUAGAAGUGGACAAUGUUUAGCACGGAACGAUUCUUUCGUCUUCUUCUUUUUCUCGUCUCAUUUUUCCCGCAUUUAGAAGAAAGUCAAUUAAUUACUGGGAAAUGUAGAUGUAACAUCAUUAGCUAGGAGUAAUUACAUUGAAGGUAGAGAGAUUCCUUCUAAGUUGUGUGUCUUUGAAGUGAUGGGUCUGUGCUAGGUUUCUCUCUAGGUUUUCACAUAUUGCUAAUAUCUAAUGAUGAUGUUUGUGUAACGUUUUGUUAUGUCUGUAAUAGAUGAGACUUACAGAUUGUUAACGGAUGCAAGACUGUUGACAUUACUGUUGUUGGUGGAAUUUGCGUAUUCUCCGCUACGUUUCUGAGGCUGCUCAUUUUGAAAUAAUAAAAUGACCAAAAUGUUAGCAGGUUAAUGUUAUCAUCUGGGAUCAUAUGUAGUUCAAACUGUGUGCUUUUAGACUGAGCUAAAAUUUGUGAUAGCCUGUGUUCCCAUUUUGUUUCGGCACUAGAGGCUGACCCUUUCAGGAAUGCCAUUAAGUCUCCUAAUAGAUCUCAUGCCAUCACCCUCUGUGGAACAAAAAUAGUGAUGAUCUAGUAGAUAUAGUAGACUGUUUUUAAAAGAUUUCUCUUAUUUUUAUGAUUAUGAUUAUUUUUUUAUUUUCAUUUCUUGUCUAGAGAUAGAUUUCUAUUUUACUUUGCUCCAGCUGUUGAACAUAACACAUGUUGCAUAUUAGAGGCACUCACACGCAUUCCAGUCAUAGAUCUUUGUUGCUUCAGUUCUAACAGCUUGAUAUUCAAGUACCGACUACGCUCAUUUUUGAGUUCAACGCGUGUAUUAAGUUAGCACAGUUGUAAAUAAGGAAAGCACCAGUGUUAAGCAGACCAUGCAGCAGCUUCAUUUAUUCCCCCCUUGAGGGCCAAGCCACAAAUGGGGGAAAGAGUGCCAAAGAUGUCGUGGGCAACACAGAGAGAAAAAAAUGUCUUUUUGGCAAAAACUUACGUAGAGAGAACAGAUUGGUACAUGUAUGUUAGAUCAGAUGAUAAUAUCAUUAACUGAUAAGAAUGUUGUAUUUAAAACUUCUCUGUUGCUUGCUACGUUGGUUUUUGGCAUCUCUACUUUCCAGGGUUUUUUUUUCUAUUUUUUGAUUGUUUUUAUAUUAUUUUUUGAAUUUCUUUUUAUCUUUUUUUUUUUUUUUCUAUUUGUGUAUAGAAUCAUUCCAUUAAACUGUGCAGUUGAUCAUGAAUCUGAUUUACCUGUUAUGUGAAGCUGUAGUGAUUUAUUAGCUUAUCUGUUGUUUGGACACCUGAGAAAAUGUAUGAUAAAUGGAUAUGCUGUGUGUUGAAAAUUGUUUAUUGAAGAAAGCCGUAUAGAAAGGAAAACAAAUAAAAGAGUCAAUUGCUUGUUUGAUAUACUAGUGAAUCCAGUUGGGUAGAAAUUUGAAAGAGAAGAGGAGUUUAAUAAAAAAGUGUAGUUAUGCAUUAUUUGUUUGAAAGGACAACUAAAAAGACAAUAUAAACAUUUAGUGAUCUUUAAACUAGGUUUAUAAUUUGUAGAAAAAAGAAUGUGUCAUUUACUGCUAUGUGAAAAAGUCCUGGAAGAUUUUAAGACAUGAGUAUCAGUCUAGAUAUCUCCAUGUCAUGUGAAAUAUGCGAAAAAUGGAUUAGAGUCGAAACAAGUAACGAAAUAGACUCUUAUGAAGGACACAAUGGAAGAAAAAAAAAAAAAAAAGUGGCUACAGUUUGUUACUGAUGAUUUGUUUUAAUACUUUUCUUUUUAUCAUAAGUCUCACUUUGUUCCAUACAUAGUCAUUAUUGUGAUGAAUUUCUUGAUAUUAAUGAUAUCCGUUGAGCAUAAUAUAAUGCUGAUGAUUUUGUAUCAACCAUUUCAGUUCGUAUCAUCAUCAUCAGUAAUCCUCCAUCCAGGUAUCACAUGCCGCAUCAUCUAAGGUAACGAGCAGUCCCUCACAUGUCCCUAAAGCAACUAGACCAUGUCCAAUGUUCCAUAGUAGUUGGACGAUUCCUCACAAUUCAUUGGUUAAACUAAGCCAUUCCUCACAGUUCAGCAGUUAACCAUUUUUCAUACUCUACGCACCACCAUUCCUCACUGUAGGCUAAACCUUUGCCCCCGAUCUGAAACUAUUUUUCCAGUUGGUCAGUGGGCGAAUAAAAAGGGUUUGUGGAGGCAGAUGGAACUACCUCUGUAUUUUUAUAAUCAGGAGGAGGUUCAUUGCAAGUGGAUUUCACAAUCGGUAAUCAAAAUUUAUGUUUCAUCGUGUCUCAGACUGGUUACAUUUGGUAAUUUCAGAGUGUGCACCAAAAUCAUGCGUGAUGGCUUUUUAGCAAUAUUCUAAUACUUUUUUUUUCUUUUGAAAUUAUGGUCAAUAAUUAGAGAUAUAUUGUUGUGGUUGGUUCAGUAGAGGAAUAAUAAAAGAUAUUGUUAUUUGUUCUCUUUGUAUAUAUUCUGAGUAUUAAAUCACUUUCAUGCUCCUCAACAUUGAUAUUGGAACAACAAGUGUUUUGGUCAGAAGAAAUACUCAUAUUUUCUGUCUGAUUCACUGAAAUCAAUUGAAUUAUGCAAAUUUAGGGGGAAGAGAAGUGCUGUUAUUUUUGUAGGUGAGGGGAGAGUGAUUGCAUAUCAUGACCGUGACCAUCACAACCCUCCACCUGCAGUCCUCUCUCCCCGAAGUCAUAGAUAGUAAAUGCUCCAUGAUAACCUAUUUCUGCUCUCUAUUUACUUAACCCUCAGGUAUAUAUAUUUUUUUCUAUGUAAAUAUAUAUUUUUAGUAAGUUAUAUUAAACUCACUUUUUUUUUUUUUUUUUUCUUAUUGCAUCUUGUUUCUCAAGUUGAUCUGUGUAUAUCAUUUACGUUCAAGCCUUGUCUCACACUCCCCUUUGAAGAUUGGCUCGUGACGUAUUCUGAUCACUCACACUUUCAUGGGCCUUUGUCCCUCAAGACUUGCCUUGCCAUAAAUAAUGUCAUAGUUUACAUACAUUCCUUUCUCGUAUCAGUCAGUAUUUAUAAUGCACUGCGAUUUUACUUCAAUCAGAUUUAUACAUCAUUCUAUUUUUUUAUGGGCAUUCAUUAAGUUCAUAAUAUGUUGUUUGAUAUUUUGAUAAUCUGCUGUACCUUGUUCCUGAUUGUUAAUGUUUUUUGCAUCAUUGUGACCAGGCAUUGUGUGUUUGUGAGGAGUGUACAGUAAGUGAACAUUUAAAAUAAUGACUUAGUAAGAGAAGAUAAUGUAAUGCUGUAUUAGUCCAAAUAUAAUAUGUUCAGA
Molecule: messenger RNA, 6845 nt
Organism: Penaeus chinensis
Lineage: Eukaryota; Metazoa; Arthropoda; Malacostraca; Decapoda; Penaeidae
Product: phosphatidylinositol transfer protein beta isoform-like
Exons: 9
Coding region: 202-1014 (270 amino acids)
Biological process (GO): phospholipid transport
Cellular component (GO): cytoplasm
Molecular function (GO): phosphatidylcholine intramembrane carrier activity; phosphatidylcholine binding; phosphatidylinositol binding
Source: RefSeq, a predicted model, not a curated record